This is a messenger RNA of Pimephales promelas (fathead minnow), 1012 nucleotides long. RefSeq names its product transmembrane protein 88b-like (gene tmem88bl). Lineage: Eukaryota; Metazoa; Chordata; Actinopteri; Cypriniformes; Leuciscidae. Gene Ontology annotation, molecular function: PDZ domain binding. Gene Ontology annotation, cellular component: plasma membrane. The record is from RefSeq and is a predicted model, not a curated record.
UCUCUCUCUCUCUCUCUCUCUCUCAGUGUGAUGUUUGUAUCCUCUGGAUAACGGGAUAAAGUCACCUCAGCUGCUCUACAUCAGGAUGUGUGGCAUGGCGGUGCUGUUAGAUGACGGUGGCUGUGAUGAAGACUUUGACGUGUGUGAUGGGGUCCGGAUGCUCGCUCCUCCUCCUGUGGCGCAGUGUGACGGUGGGGUGUGGGGGCCUCGACGGGGCCGAUGCGAGUGUGUGUUGUGGACGCUGGUCCUGCUGCUGUGGGACGUUCUGCUGCUGCUGGUGUGUGUGGGGCUGAUGGUCCUGGUGUUCAGUCUGAUUCUGCUGCCCGCCGGCCUGCUGCUGUACGCCGGCUUUCUGUGCCACUCGCGGGUGGUGGCGUCUUCGGCUCCUCUCUGCCAAUACCUGGACGACAACAGUUGCUCCGCCCUCAUCAUCCUGGGCUUCGUCAUGAUGUCACCGCUUGUUGUGGUUGCUGCGGCGACGUUCUGCGCUCUUCUCAGGAGGCUCCACCUACUUUUAUAUUUUCAGCCAAUCACAGGAGCCCGGUACCAAGGGCGGGGCUUGUGCUGGAGGCGGGACUUCCACGCCUGGGUUUGACGGACAGGCACACACACCGAUCUCAGGAGUGAGUGACGUCAUGGGACAGCGACGGCGCAUCUGUAAAUGUAACACACUCCGAACCGAGGAUUAUGUGUUUCAGACAAACGAAUCUUUUCACGUGGCCGAGAAAUGAAUAAGAAAUUCAAGAAGCAGUGUUACCGAGAACUAGUAAAAUCGGCUAACACUUUUGUGUCCUUGUUACAUGCACUUACCGUAGUAAUAUCAGUAAAUUAUGCAUAAUUACGUUCAACUAACCCUAAUCCUACCCUAACCCUAUAGUAAGUACAUGCAGUUAAUUAUUAUUAUAUUAUAUACUUCAGUGUUACCGAACUGGUGUUACGGCGGUGUGUAGGGUUAGCCCGUGGAUGUUGAUGUGUACAUCUGUGUGUAAUGUGAAUAAACCGCUGAAAUCAA